AUGAAGCUCCUGGCCAGUCUCCUCCGGCCUGCACGCACGUCUUCGGUUCGUCCUGUGUUCCAGCCUAUACAGCCAGUCCGAUGGGCGAGGUUUCAGGCGUUCGAAGACUCCUUCGAUCCUGAAGAGCUGAAGGAGGCAAGAUCAUGGCAUAAGACGUUCGAUGGCAGCCAACUUCCGAAGGGCCAAACAAGCUACGCGCGUUCAAGCGGUCCGGGAGGGCAGCACGUCAACAAAACGGAGAGCAAGGCCAUCACUGUUUGGCCAGUCAAGGACCUCUUCCCAGUGCUGCCGAAGUUGCUGCAUCGAGGCAUCAAAGAAUCCAAGUAUUACACGGCGAGGUCGGACUCUUUGACAUUUCAAGCUCAAGAACACCGUCAGAGGGCGGUGAACUCGGACGAGAAUCAAAAGAAACUCGUCGACGAGGUUCAAAGGAUAUACCGGGAGACAGUCCCUGGAGAGACGAGUAAUGAGACAAAGAAGAAGCACGCAAAUUUAGCCAAAUCAUUCAACGAAGGACGUCUGAAGCAGAAGAAGCAACUGAGCUCUAAAAAGCAGAGCCGACGCGCAUCCUUCGAUUAG
Messenger RNA from Colletotrichum karsti, 579 nucleotides. RefSeq lists its product as uncharacterized. Lineage: Eukaryota; Fungi; Ascomycota; Sordariomycetes; Glomerellales; Glomerellaceae. The coding region runs from base 1 to 579 and encodes 192 amino acids. The transcript has 3 exons. Gene Ontology annotation, molecular function: translation release factor activity. The record is from RefSeq and is a predicted model, not a curated record. Gene Ontology annotation, biological process: mitochondrial translational termination. Gene Ontology annotation, cellular component: mitochondrial large ribosomal subunit.